AUGGGCAAAUCUGUUUCGCCUGAUUUAUCCAAGGCUGAGUCUGAUUCAAUUCAUCGUCAUCGGCAUGUUCAAUCUCCUUCCUCAAAAAAUCAAGGUUUAUCAGUUAUAUCAAAUAGUCAACCAGAUGUAUUGAACUCUACAUUACCAACCGUUGAAGUCACAUUGCAAAGACAUCUUGGUUUAUUCUCAGGAGUCUGUUUUAUUGUUGGUGUCAUUAUUGGUUCUGGUAUAUUUAUUUCUCCCAAAGGUGUUUUAGAACAUACACAUUCUGUCGGUGCCUGUUUGAUUGUUUGGGCUAUAUGUGGAUUACUUGCUUUACUAGGAGCACUUUGUUAUGCAGAAAUCGGCACGGUAAUACCGAGAAACGGUGCAGAAGUAGCUUAUUUGAAAGAAGGUAUUGGAUCAGUUCAUGAACGAACAGGUGAUGUAUUAGCAUAUCUUUUCAAUUGGACGAAUGCAAUUAUUCUGAGACCAGCAAGUCUUGCUGUUCUUACUCUUACUUUUUCUGAAUAUUUCUUAGCUGGUAUCAUGGACGAUUGUGGACCUCCAUCAGAACUUGUCCAAAUGUUUGCUAUUUUUACCAUUAUAAUGCUCAUCAAUGUUAGCUCGCUCAGUGUAUCAGCAGCUAAUCAUCUGAAUAUUGUUUUUGUCAUCUGCAAGGUAUUGACUAUCUUGACAGUAAUAGUGGCUGGUCUUGUACGCGUACUACAAGGACAUACAAAAUACUUGGAAAAUGGUUUUGCUGGUACGACAAAAAAUCCAUUGGGUAUUGCAUUUGCAUUUUAUUCUGGUCUUUGGGCAUAUGAUGGAUGGAAUAGUCUUAAUACAGUAACCGAAGAACUUAAAAAUCCUCAAAGAGACCUAUGGUUGUCUAUUGCAUUGGCAUUACCUGCUGUUACUGUCCUUUAUGUUCUUACUAAUAUCUCUUAUUUUACUGUAUUGAGUAAAGCAGCAUUGCUGAGUUCAACUGCUGUCGCUGUGACAUGGGGUGAAGUCAUAUUGGGUCGAGCUGUUCGUGCUCUACUUAUUCUCAUUUCUAUUAGUGCAUUAGGCAGUGCUAAUGGAACUCUCAUUGCAGCUGCUCGGUAUUCUAUGGUUGGUGCCCAAUAUGGAUAUUUGCCAGAAGUAUUUGCAUGUAUUCAUUCAAAGAGAUUGACUCCAUUGCCUGGUAUUGUCCUUCAGGGUUUUAUCGGAAUCCUUUUCUGUCUUCCAAUUGACAUUAGUAGUUUGAUCGAUCUUUUCAAUUUUGCUGCAUGGAUUUUUUAUGGAUUAACAUUUUUUGCCACACUUUGUUGUAAAUUUACAAAAAAAGAUGCAAAACGAGUGAUUAGUAUUCCUAUUCCAUUAAUUGUCGUUAUUAUUCUUAUAUCAAUUUAUUUGGUUAUUGCACCUGUAAUUUCAAAACCAAGUAUUGGACUUCUUGUUGCAACAACAAUAAUGUUAGUUGGAUUGGUAUUCUAUUAUCCAUUUGUCUAUCGUAAAAUGGAAUUGAAUAUUAUGAAAAAAUUCAAUACUUUUUUAAUAACAUUCUUUGAUUUACAAAGAGCACAAGUGGACAUUUAA
Rotaria sordida is the source of this 1563-nucleotide messenger RNA. The record is from the annotation of a GenBank genome assembly. Lineage: Eukaryota; Metazoa; Rotifera; Eurotatoria; Philodinida; Philodinidae.